UAUGCAAAAGGUAUACCAUUUAUACUUAUCAAUUUAGAACGAUUAUGGUUUUGGUGGUGAUGAAAAAGUUAAGAAAAUCGAUAAUGAACAUUAUGAUGAGGCUAUUGAAUUGAAAGAUGAAGAAGAUGAAGAAAUUGUUAGUGGUGAAGAAGAUGAAGAUUAAUGUAUUGUUUAUAUAUACUUAUUUAUUAGAUUAAGCUGGAGCUAGAGGAGCCCAAUAAGCUGCAUAAAGUGCUGGCUUUUAAGAUGGAAAAGUUCCCUUACCUGCAGGAGCUUAUAAUCCAAAUGAUUAUUCAAAUUUAUAAGUAGGUGCAGAAGUCAAAUAAUUGUUUGAAUACAUUGCUAGGUAUUUAAAUUUCUAUAAAUUUUAGAUACAAAGCUCCUUAAAUGGUUUUGGAUGCAAAAUUAAAACCAUUCAUACCUGAUUAUGUACCUGCCAUAGGUGAAGUUGAUGCAUUUAUUAAAAUGCCAAGACCUGAUGGUUAACCUGAGACACUUGGUUUAGUUACAUUAGUAAUAAUAUAUUUAAAUAAAUUUUAGGAUGAACCUGCUCUUAAUUAAUCUAAAAAAGCUAAAUUAGAUUUAUUGAUGAGAGAAUAUGUUAAGGUAGCCAAUAGAGGUAAAAAUACCACUAUUCAUGCUAUUGAAAAUGCAGAUAAAAAUCCAAAAGAAAUUACUGCAUGGAUAAAUGAUGUGGCAGAAAUACAUAAAAAAAAGUAACCCCCAUCAGUUUCUUAUUCCAAAAUUAUGCCUGAUAUUGAAGAAUUAAUGUAAGUGUGGCCACAAGAGAUUGAAGAUCUAUUUUAAAGUACUUAAUUGCCAGGUGAUAAUAUUGACAUGGGUUUAUAAGAAUAUUGCUAAUUCUCAUGCAAUUUAUUAGAUAUUCCUGUUCAUUCAAUUAAUAACAAUAGAAAUAUCAUAGAGUCUUUACAUGUCUUAUUCACAUUGUUUUCAGAAUUCAAAACCAAUUAACAUUUUAGAUAAAACAAUGAUGAAAUUUAAUGA
This is a messenger RNA of Paramecium pentaurelia, 1005 nucleotides long. The record is from the annotation of a GenBank genome assembly. NCBI's taxonomy places the organism in Eukaryota, Ciliophora, Oligohymenophorea, Peniculida, Parameciidae.